UUUUAGCUGAAGCUCCAAAAAAGACCAGAUCAUUUGCUGAUGACGUGAUGAAGCUCUUUAGAUCUGAAUUUGUGGAAGAGGUUUACCUUACCAUGUGAUUGCUGCAAAGAAACACUGAUUCAACAUAAAAUGACGACAACAAUAUCUUGAAUUGUUGUCGUUUCCGUGGUGGCGUAGGGGUAAGUAGACGGAAGAGGAGGUAACCAAAGUCACAAUCAUCUGUGAUGAGAAUGUUGAGUUUCCCUUGUGAAGAAUAUGCUCUGCCUAUUCCUGAUUGACUUUUGACAAAAUGUUCUUCACAGUAUGCAAUGACCUAAGACAUGAUGCAACCAUUGGAAUUUUCAUUUCUGUCUUAUUAAUUGUACAAGUGGAUGAUAUGAUAUUGUACCAGUGAUUGGUCUGAAAUUAAAAGACUUUAUUAAUCUUUUUCAGAUUUUUAAAAAUUGAUAUUUGGUUUUAUGUUUUUAUUUUUUUGUUCAAUUGAACCAGGUUAUAUGCUAUCACAAGUCAUAGAAGCUGAAAGUAUUCCUCUCUGAGACUCACUUACAUACAAAAUGUUGAGCAUUCCUUACUUUAUUGUAUUUAGUUGUACCGGUACAUGUACCAAACAUAAAUUAUAAUGAUUUUUGAAUGAAUUUGUAAAAAUUCAUAAAAAUACAGAGUUAAUCAAAUCAUGAAUUUGUGCAUGAACUUAGCAAAACUUGUUUACUAGACAACUAGUUGAUAGCAUUUUCUUAACCCCAAAAUCAUGUGUUACAAGAAUCUUAAAAUUACAGAAUCUUGACAAGGAACAGGGUACAUGAAAUUUUUCUACUAGUUUAAUCUUGAUGUGUUUGAAUAUGAGUUAAAGAUAGUAUUAUUUAGUAAAAUCUAUUUAAAAAGGGAUUGUAUAUGCACUUUUUUCACAAAUAAUUUUUAGUUUAGAGUAAUAUUCCAGAUUCUAUCAAGGAAUGUCUUUUCUUUUGCAGGAAUUGGACAUGCCUCCUAGACCUCGGUCAUCUUCUCACUCCUCCCACUCAUCUGGAUCUUCCCACAGCAGUAGAUCUAGGUCAGCCUCUCCAUCGCCGGACAGGGAAGAUGGCAAAGAUGACAAGGAGGAAGACAAAGAAGAGGAAGAGAAGAAGGAAACUGAUGAAGGAGACAGCAAAAGCAGAAGAAGAUCCAGAGAGAGCCCGUCCAAAAAAAAUCGUUCACGAUCGAGGUCAAGGUCACACCGUAGACGGAGAUCAGACUCCAAGAGGAAAUCUCGAUCCAGUCGAUCCAGAUCCAAAAGAAGGAGUCGAGAUAGAAAAGACAGUUCAUCUCACAGAAGACGUAGAAGAAGCAGAUCUCGAGAUAGGAAGCACAGAAGGCACUCCUCUAGAGACCGACAUAGACAUAAGAAAGACAGGCGAAGGAGUCGAGAUAGACAUCGCAAAAGAAGCCACAGGAGUAGGUCAAGGCAACGCAGCAGAUCGCCACUCAAACAUAGAUCUGUAAAAAGUAGAAGUCGCAGUAGAGAGCGUGGUCAUCACCCUGCAAUGUCAUCUUCCAAGGCAGAUGGAGAGAAGCACCUGACCUUUAAGGAGAAAAUGAGACAGCAGCUAUUAAAAGCCAGCAAAUAUCUGCAGGGAGGCGAGGGGCUAGAAGUGGAUGGAACUCCCAAGGAGAAACCUAGUACCCUGCCAUUAAGUGAUGGACAUAAAAAGUUUUUUCAAGCGCUAGCUUCAUCGACUCAGUCAAGUGUAACCCCACAGAUGGCUCUUUUACAUACUAUGGCAGCAAUGCACCAAAAGGCUCAAGAGAUGACUGGAGUAGCUGUUCCCAAAUACUAUAAUCCAGCAGCUGUAAACCCUUUGAAGUAUGCAGAGCAAGUUCAGAAAAGAAAGUUGCUCUGGUCUAAAGCGAAAGAGCACAAAGAGGUAUCUGACAAAGAAAAGGAAUGGCAACAAACAGCAUUUAAUCAAGAUGAAAAUGGGAAAAUGGCCUCUAAAUUCAAGAAGUUGAUGGGAAUAAAGCAUGAAGGGGCAGAUGGAGAAGGUUCAUCAGAGCUUACAGAGGAACAAAAAAAGAAGCGGGAGGAAUUCUUCUCCAGGCUUGACAAAGACUAUGAGUUUGCUCGCAUGACAACCCACACCCAGAGAGGGGUGGGGCUAGGCUUCUCCUCUCAGGGAAUUCAGCCCCCCUAGUGCAUGGAAUGUGUUUGUUUUGAGGAACUGUGAUUAUUUAUUAAGACUUGAAAAGUGGAAACUCGAUCUUUGAGGUUAAACAAUGAUUGUGUGUCUUUGUGAGACACAUGUAACAUUAUGGUGAAUAAUGUUACUUCAUUUCAUCUUGUAAAUGGUCACCUGUAAACUUAAUUUGUAGUGCAACCAAAAUCUGAAGUAUCCUAACAAUUCAAUUUGAAGCUUUAACAAUUGACCAUUGAUUUUUUUAUGUACAAGUGUUUCUACAGAGACUAAUAUUGUUUUGUACAAUAAAUAAAGUCAACCCAAAUACCAAA
Magallana angulata is the source of this 2482-nucleotide messenger RNA. Its product is annotated as arginine/serine-rich coiled-coil protein 2-like. Bases 951 to 2168 code for a protein of 405 amino acids. NCBI's taxonomy places the organism in Eukaryota, Metazoa, Mollusca, Bivalvia, Ostreida, Ostreidae. The transcript has 7 exons. The record is from RefSeq and is a predicted model, not a curated record.